AUGGCUAGAGGGAAAUAUGGUUUUAAAAUCGAGAAAGAAUAUAUAGAUCCGUCCAUACUGUAUAGUAUACAAAUUAUUUUAACCAUACUAUUGGCAUGUGAGCCAACACUUUAUUAUGCAUCAGAAACAACAGCUAUUGGUACACAAGUUAAACUGCCAGGAUACAUUAUAUUUCGCUGUGUAUUGCGUACCGUAGCAUGGUUAUAUUCAUUAAUUAUACUUCGGGUGGAGAGAACAAAAACAUUGCCAACUAUUCAGUCAAGAGGACAUGGUUUAAUAAUACUUACUUAUUGGUGUUUAAGUUUUUUGAUUGAAGCAUUAGCAUUAGUUUCCUAUCGCAGUCCAUUAUGGUACUUUAAUGUGACAACGAGAAUCGAUCAAGUCCGAUUAGGUUAUUGGAUAUUUCGAUUUUCAGCGACGAUAAUCGUAUUUUUAAUUGGAUUAAGAGGUCCUGGCGUACCUCGACGUCGAUAUGCUGCUUCGUUAAUACGUACUGAAUCUCAAAUUGAAGAAGCACAGCAAAAUGAAAAUGUUUCGAGUAAAUUUUUUCGCCACAUUAAAACACUUGCACCUUAUAUAUGGCCGAAAGGAAAAAUUGGUCUACAACUAAAUGUAUUUAUUUGUAUCGCAAUAGUAGUAGCUGGAAGAUUAUUAAGUUUAGAAGUACCGAGAUAUACAAAAUUAAUUACUGAUGAAUUAAUAAAUGCUGGUGGUGAUAAUUCUUCAACAACAGAUACACUUUUAAAUAUUGGACAUCUACUUCAAAAUCCACAAGUAUGGCCAUGGCGAUUAGUCUUGGUAUUGAUGGGUUUGAGACUUUUACAAGGUGGAUCAUUUGGUAGUGGUAUGUUAGGAUUAUUACGUUCCGUUUUGUGGAUUAAAGUUGAACAAUAUACAACUCGUACUCUAAAAUUACGUGUUUUCUCUCAUUUACAUAAUUUAUCAUUAAAAUGGCAUUUAUCUCGUAAAACUGGUGAAGUCUUGAGAAUAGUUGAUCGUGGUACAGACUCUGUUGAUUCACUAUUAAAUUAUAUUCUCUUUAACAUUGUGCCGACAAUUGCCGAUAUUCUUAUUGCCAUUGUAUAUUUUAUAAUUGUAUUUAAUAUAUGGUUUGGCAUUAUUGUAUUUGCUACAAUGUUAAUAUAUUUAAUUGUAACGAUUCUAAUUACAGAAUGGAGGACAAAAUACAAACGAGAAAUGAAUAAAUUAGAUAAUGAAAUGAGCGCAACUGCCGUUGAUUCUUUAUUAAAUUUUGAAACAGUUAAAUAUUAUGGUGCUGAACCAUAUGAAGUGAAUCAGUAUCAUACAGCUAUAACAAAAUAUCAACGUGCUGAAUAUAUAAGUCAAUUAACACUGCAACUAUUAAAUAUUGUUCAAGCUAUGAUCAUUGGUAUUGGAUUAACCGCUGGAAGUUUGUAUUGUGCGUGCCCAUUGAAUUCGUUUGGCAGCGUUUACCGUAUGAUUCAACAAGCAUUCAUUGAUAUGGAAAAUAUGUUAGAUUUACUUGAUAUUCAACCAGAAAUACAAGAUCGACCUUUUGCUCAAGAUAUUCAAAUCAACAAUGGAAUGAUCGAGUUUGAGAAUGUUUGCUUUCAUUAUCAACCGGAAAGACCAAUAUUGAAGAAUGUUUCAUUCUCAAUUUUACCGGGUCAGACCAUGGCAAUUGUCGGUCCUAGUGGUGCUGGUAAAAGUACAAUUGUUCGUUUAAUGUUUCGAUUUUAUGAUGUUGAAAGUGGUGAAAUCAAAAUUGAUGGUACAAACAUUUCAAUGGUUACACAAAACUCAUUGAGACGAUCGAUUGGUGUUGUGCCACAGGAUACUGUGUUGUUUAAUAAAGAUGUUUUAUACAAUAUCCGUUAUGGAAGAGUAACAGCUGCUGAUCGUGAAGUUGAAAAUGCGGCUCGCUUAGCUGAAAUGCAUGAUCGUAUUUUAACAUUUCCCGAUGGCUAUAGAACUGUUGUAGGUGAACGAGGUCUAAAAUUGUCAGGUGGUGAAAAACAAAGAGUGUGUAUAGCACGAACAGCAUUAAAAGCCCCGGUUAUUGUUUUACUUGAUGAAGCAACAUCUGCAUUAGAUACACACACUGAAAGACAAAUACAAUCAGCAUUAAAAAGUGUUACCGAAGGUCGUACAACGCUGAUUGUUGCACAUCGUUUAUCAACGAUAUCCCAUGCCGAUUUAAUUAUAGUUUUAAAAGAAGGUGAAGUUGUUGAACGAGGAAAUCAUGAACAAUUACUUCAAUUAAAUAGUGUUUAUGCAAGUAUGUGGAAUGAACAGUCAACAAGUUAUACGGAAGCUGGACUAAAUAACGAAAUACAAUCAGAUGGAGAAUUAUUGGUAAAUUUUGACGAUAAUUCCCAUAAAAAUCCACAUAUGUAA
Molecule: messenger RNA, 2379 nt
Organism: Didymodactylos carnosus
Lineage: Eukaryota; Metazoa; Rotifera; Eurotatoria; Philodinida; Philodinidae
Source: the annotation of a GenBank genome assembly